Sordaria macrospora k-hell is the source of this 315-nucleotide messenger RNA. RefSeq lists its product as uncharacterized. NCBI's taxonomy places the organism in Eukaryota, Fungi, Ascomycota, Sordariomycetes, Sordariales, Sordariaceae. The record is from RefSeq and is a predicted model, not a curated record.
AUGGACGAGGACUUGCUCGACUCCGACGACUCCGACGGCAUGAAUCAGAUGUCAUACGACAACGUCGAUACAUUCCACUACUGCCACUAUGACGGCUGCAACCCGCACCACAUGCAGGUUCCGUACAACGACUACCGGAGAGAGGAGAAUCCCUAUGAGCAAAGCCAGGAUGAUGCCUCUACCUCUACUACUACUGAUAGGGUCGUUGGUGGCGUGAGCAAGGUUUAUAAUCAUGAUAGGAACGACGAUCGACUUGCACUUUCUUCGAGGGAGGGAGGGGGCGGUUUGUGGUCCUCUCCUAUAGACCGUCGUUGA